Toxoplasma gondii ME49 is the source of this 12657-nucleotide messenger RNA. RefSeq names its product ubiquitin carboxyl-terminal hydrolase. Gene Ontology annotation, cellular component: cytosol; nucleus. The record is from RefSeq and is a predicted model, not a curated record. Bases 1 to 12657 code for a protein of 4218 amino acids. Lineage: Eukaryota; Apicomplexa; Conoidasida; Eucoccidiorida; Sarcocystidae. Gene Ontology annotation, molecular function: cysteine-type deubiquitinase activity; cysteine-type endopeptidase activity. Gene Ontology annotation, biological process: protein deubiquitination. The transcript has 13 exons.
AUGGAUGAACUUGGGGACUCCGUUCUCCAACAAGAUGCAGCGGCCCCCGCUUCGUCCACUUUUGCGCGCUGCGACCAGACAGCGACGGGAAGAGAGCCCUCUCUCUCUGCAUCCGUGCUGCAAGGAUCCCCUCAGAGAACAGGAGUGGACAUUUCCAGAAGAUGGGCAUCAGAAAGUCCACUCGCCUCUUCUUCCGCCGCGACGCUGUCGCUCUGUCCUGUUGACCAGAUCAGGAAAACAAGCAAACGGACUGGUUCUUCCCGAGGCGACGAUAGGGUCGAACGGUCAGUUCAGGAAUCCGCUUGGACUCCUUGUUCGGAGAAAAGUGAAGCCUCAGGUGCUGCGCAUGCAGGCUCACGCUCUCGGCACUCCCCCAUCUGUUCUGUCGUGUUCACUUCUCCGCCAGCUGCAGUUGCUCCACCCUCCAAGGCGUCUGCUGCGUCGGCUGUUUCUGGUCUGUGCCUCCAGCCGGAGGGGUCGACACCCGAGAGACUAAGAGUCGCGCAGGGAGCUGCUCCAAAGGUCUCGCCUCUAGAGGAUGGAAUUCCAGUGGCGACCGUGAAGCUAGCAGGGCUCGAGACGUGCCGUACUGACCAUCCCCACUCGCCUGCUGCUCCUCAGCUCGCUCCUCAGCAUCAGGCGCCAUCCGAAGAGCUCAAUGUAUCUGCGAGAUUGCACACGGAAACACGCAUCCAGGCGAACGACAUUUCUGUCUCGCAUGCGUCCGCUUCGGGGAGCCUACCUCCACUGCCUUCUGUCGCGUUUUUUCUACACCGUGCGGCAAGCACAUGCGCUCUUGCUUCGCAUGCAUCUUCGUCAGACGACGGCAGUGCUGCACGGCCGUCUGUGCAAGGAAUCUGUGGCCCUGAGAAGCCUAACGCCCGGCAGACGGGGUCGUCUGAACACGAGCUCUCUCCUUCUAUCUCGUCUACAUUAUCUGUUUCGAAUUCGGGUGCUUUGUCUCCGAGGAGAUCGAGAGGUUGUACAGCCUUUGGUCAAACCGGGACCUUUAUCUCGCCGCCGACUGCCUGCUCUUCGCGUCUUUCACCUCGCGGCGGUCGACAAGAGAGGCAGCUGGCUGGGACGAAAGGCGAGCUCACAGAAAUGGAGGCAGCGUUUGGAGCUGAGACGAAGACAGAGAGGGAGAGAGUGAGCGCGAGAGGGACCGAGAGGGAACUGGAAUUCGGCGACAAGCCAAUGGAGAUGACGCAAGAGAGCUGGCGAGUCGAGAGCGGAGAUGUUGAAGAGCGCGACUCGGGGGUCGAAAGCGAUUUGUCGGGAGAUGCACGUCAGAAAGGUGAGAAGACUGCAGCGGUGGCUACAGAGGUCCACCCGAUGCAGACAGACGCAGCUCCACGGCUUGGCGGAGGAACACGGCAGCUGCAUCAAGAGGGACAGCAUGUUAUGUCUUCUGGGGAAUGCCUCGCGGGCUUACUAUGGCCCAGAGACCAGCUGAGUCUAUCCGUCACCGCGUCGCGAACGGCCCGAGUUUCCUCAACGCACCAGAAAGAAAGCCUAGGCGAGGCAAGAGAAGAGAAACCCAGUGGACCUGAUACUCUUCAGCCGACCUCGAAGGAAGGCUUCUCACAAACAGCGCAGGACUCGGAACAGCUGUCUCCGGUUCACGUCGCCCCUUCUUCUCUGUCGGAGCAGUGCUGCCUCGGGGACCUGCUGUUUAUGUAUAACCUCCGGCACAGUUUUGCGGUGCCUCGAGAGAGCCAGCAAGACGCGCACCCAAUGUCUGUUUUCGGCCUGGGGGAGUUCAAGACGGGCGUGUGGGGCAAGGGGGGACAGGGUGGCCCCGGCGGGGGCGCUGGCGGCGCUUCUGGGCCUGGAGCCUCAGGCAUCGGGAAGAAGAAGAACGAGAACGCUUACUCCCUUCAGAGAGAGUUGCAGCAACAGCAAAUGGCCGUUCGCUGGCUGCUUAGUGUCACGGGAAAUGGAUCGUCAGAGACAUCCGCCACUGGGGCGCUGCCUCGCCGAAGCCGACUGGCAAGAAUGUCUCCAGUGUCGAAGGCGUUCGGCGCAGUCUCAGCAAAGCACGAGCCUGCCGGGCAGGCGGCCUCUGCUUUGUUUUCAGGUUCCUCUUCCUCCGCAUCUGCAGUUACGUCUGCGCCAGGCCUCCCUGGUGAUCAACGAGGACCAGAGGCUUGCGAAUCUACGAUGAAAAGAGAAAGAGCGGCUUGCGAAGAUUCAGGAGGGGUUCCCUCUGUUUCCUCUCACGGUCGGACAGGAUGGGAGCAGAAAAGCGAGCAGGCAGCGAUCCUGGGCGCCACGGGGCUGCGGAAGUGCCGGUACGUCGGACUGGAGAAUUUAGGUGCAACGUGCUACUUGAACGUGUAUCUACAGACGCUGUUCAUGAAUGUGCACUUCCGGGACUUCCUCCUUUCGCUUCCCACGCUCCGUGAACUUGAAGAAAUGGAGAGACAAAGACCCGCGGAGGCCAGUCGCCUUUCGCUCGCGCCCAGCACCCCAGAAACACACUCCCAGGUGCUGGCUAGACAGCCGAGAGAAGGACGGACGAGGCAGUACAGCCGGGGGGCGGAAGAUAAGAAGUCCCAGGCUGAGGAAAGCGACGAGACUGGAAGCCGCGACGCUGAGACGGCGGAUGGUGAAUUCCCAGAGAGUCCUGAGCCCAGAUGCAAGAUUGAAGAGAGAGAGACUCACAUGAAACAGGACGCAGAGGAAAGAGGGAGACCACAGGUAAAGGAGGAAAGUCCGAAAGAAUCGACAGGGGCCCGCACUGAAAAGACGGCGCUCGUGCCGAAAGAGAAUCCCCCCGAAGCCGAACGACUCGACGUCGCUCCUCCCUCGGCAACUUCUUCCGUUCCGGAACCCUUCACUCCCGUUUUCUCAGCGUCCUCUCCUGCCUGUCUCACGCAUGGGGGCGGCCGCGCCGAGGCGGUAGACCAGGAAAACCAGGCCGACAGUCGCGCCAGGUGGUGCAACUGGCGGGAGAAGGUCAAGGGCCAAGAUGUGUGCACCGUGUUGUGUAGCCAGCGGUACUCUCUGAUAUCUUCUCUUCAGACGAUUUUCGCCAAGCUGCAGGAAGGAAUCCAGGCGGCAGUUCGGCCGUCCGUCGUUGCAGAUCUCCUUGCAGAGGACCUGUCCUACCAGGAGGACGCGAACGAGCUGCAGCAUCGUCUCUUCGAGCUGUUAGAGAGCGAACUCGGCGGGCGAGAAAGUCCUCUUGACUUCCUCAGGGUCCUGUUUGGGGGCCGUUCCAGGCAGACAGUCAAGUGCAGCCACUGCAUGUACAGCGGCAACAAGGAGGAGUACUUCUUUCAACUUAACUGUUGCCACAAGAAGUCCCACCAGUCUGGCAAACACGAACCUGGAGACCGGAACAGUCGAAACUCCCCGGAAGAGACCGAAGCGUCGAGGUCUCCUUCUCUUCCGCUAUCUUCGUCGCCUUUCAGCCCGGAAGGAGACCUCGCAUCGCAGGAAGCUGACGACAGCCGCGCGGUGACCUCGCCCAAACAGGUCGCGGCUUCCACCUCGUCUCGCUGCGGCCCCUGUCCUUUGUCAUCUCUACCUGCUAGCCAGGGGGAGUCUCUCUCUUCCUCUCAAGAAGACAGCACGUGUGCGCCAGCGUCAGGUCCCGUCGACAGUGACGUAGCGGCUGUCUCAACUUCUCGUCCUGAGCAGAGCGAAAGCAAGAGGCACGGCCGAAGAGGCAAACGAGGCCCCCAGCGGGGCGCUGCCGCGUCAGCGCACACUGGCGCAGGGGGACAGCAAGGUGGGACGCAGGGCACUGCCGGCGGUAGGAGGCGAGAAGGACGAGACAGUUGUGAACGCAAGGGAGAAGCGAGUUCGACUUCAGCUCGAGGUCCCGGAAGAAAAGGUGUGAGUGCUGGGCAAGGACGGCGACCAGUUGACGAGAACAAAGGCGGUUGGAAACUCGAGGAAGACAUGGCGCGGCAGUAUCAGAGAACGGAGAACCUCCGCGGCGAUUCAGAGUACUUCUGUCCUCAGUGUGGAGAAAAGCGGGAGGCAAAGAAACGCAGUCAACUUUCACUUCUUCCGCCGUAUCUGCAGCUGGUUGUUCUUCGUUACAGCAUCGACGUGAAGAAGCAGACAGGCGAGUGGGUGAGGAGGAAAAUUCAUGAGGCGCUGGAGAUCCCUCUCGUCAUGGAUGUUCGUGGCUGCUGCACGGACGACUGCCAAAUAGGGCAUCUCGACGGCACCCUCUCCUCUUUAAGGGACGCUUCUCAUGCGGCUCACCAGUACCAUCUGUUUGGCAUUCUCGAACACCAAGGCGCGUCCGCCACGUCGGGGCAUUACGUAGCCAUUACAAGAGACCUGCGAGAAAGGGCAGCCGGAAGAAGCGAGUGCGCGGACGCGGCAUCAGUCGAUGACUCCAAGAAAACGUUUCUUGCUUCGUCUCUUUCGGAUGGAGAUGCUUCUGCGUCUCUCAGUCAGACGACUGAGGCCGCCUCGCCACUCCUUCCGCAAGACGAUGGAGAUCGCGUUCAAGGUUGCGUGUCUGUUGGAGACUGGCGAGAGGCGGCCCCUUUGGGAGAGGGGACAUUACCAAGACAAUUGGCUCCUUCUGGCUUGGAGUUCCUUGGUUCCCCUCGGGUGUGCCCAGGUCGCGGCGGUGAAGGCGGCGCACAGAAAGUGAAAGCAUGUGCACUGCCCGCUGAGGGAGAACGGCGAUCAGACGAAGACCGCCGACGCUCGAACGCUGACCGGAUAUGUUACGCAGGAGGUCCGGAAGGGAAAGAUGCUUGCGGAAAAGAAGCCGAGGGGCCAUCGUUUAGUGUUGAUAGUCCGCAACAGGCGCCAGGGAAGUUGGUUCCAGCGAAAGGUUUUGAAGGAGACGAAGGCAGAGAUGUUACGAUUGCUUCUUCCACUGUGGAGCGUGAUUUAUCAUCUCAAUCGGUCUCGCCUCCACGCAGAGGGACGAGUGCGUCGAGGAGGAAGGGGAGUCUGCGGGAAGGUUACGGAAGUCCUCCUUUUCUUGAGCCGACAAAGGGCUUCCCUGGAGUCGCGACUGCGGCCGUCCUCCUUGGCGACGCUGACGCCACAACUUCGCCUAUCACGAGAGACAGAGACGCUUUUGUAUUCAGAGACCCAAGUCCUUUUGCAUCUCCUCGCCCUCGCUGGUCUGCGCCUUUGAAUGGACCGAACGAGACGGCACCAGAGCCAAACUCCGUGACAGUUGUGGUAGACGUGGAUGCGUCUUCCCCGUCCCUCACCGUGUCAGCUGGCUCUUCCUCUUGCAGCAGCGGUCUUGCUUCGUUUCCCCAUCGUUCCUUGACACCUCGCCUUUGCUCGUUCCCUCACCCGUCCACCUCAGUUGAAAAAACAGUUGAUAAAGAUUAUUUGAGGUCAGGCUUCGCGGCGGCAACUGAUGCCUGCUCGGCGGAGACGUCGAGCGCCCCUGGACCUGGUGCAUUGCCAAACUUCCCAACUCACGCCUCACCGUCUUCUUCUAUUUUGUCUUGUGGGCUGAAUUCCUCGCCUGCGGACAGUUCUACGUCCCCAAGCUUGAAGCCCUAUGACGGAGCCGGGGAGACUACGAACGAAGACGCUUGCGUGGAAGUCUGUGAAGAGCCGUUUUUGACGCAUACUCCCCAGGCGGAGAAAAGCCGCGGGAGGAGCCAAGCCGAGGCUCUGGAUGCUAGCACUCUGUCUCCGACAACAGUGACGCAGAAAGACCUUUUUUCGCUCGAGUUUAAGUCUCCCCGAUCGCGUCAUGCCGCCCUGGGGCGUCUCUCGACGUGGGUGGCGGCCCCGGAACCCAAUGCGGUCGAAGCCAGAGAGAGCGGCCGCGGAGACAGGAAGCGGGUUGAGGCGCUGGAGGCGCAGAAAGGAUCCUGCGGCCCGAAGAAAAAGGGCAAUGCCUCGUUGACGCAGCGCACCCUUGACCAGUAUGUCGGGAGGACCAGAGCGCAGGUUCGGGGUCGAGACACAGGCUGCACUGCGAGGAAAGGAGGCUCUUCACCAUGCGUUUCCACCGCCUCGCCGCCACGCCUUGCCUCAUCACCUCCGGGGGGCGCGGCGACUUGCUGGUCUCGCGAGUCCCCCGACAAGAAACGGCGGAAGCGAGAGGCGGAGCGAGGCAGGGAGGAACAGACGAAGCGAAAAGCAGACCAGCUGCAGAGGUGUACUGGACGGGACUGCACGCAGGCGGUUGGCGAUCGACAGAGCCGGAGCGGAGGGAAGAAGGAGAAGCAAGGAGGAGAGAACAGCGUCUCUCUCGUCGUGGUGGAAACACCGGAAGAGGAGGACGACGAUACCGACGUCGAGGAGGAAUUUGUCAUUCUUGCCUCGCCGUUUCAACACGAGGCCUCCAGGCAGUCUGCGCACGAGACAAGGCACGAGAACGGGUCGUCGCAGGUUGCAGAGGCGGACGAGUUCUAUCAAGGAAAGGAACCCCAAAUGAAGACAGCACUCAACAAGUUGACGACUCGGAGUCUAGCCGUAGACGAUGAUCUGGAGGAAAUCCCUGAAGUGAUCCUCGGUGCCGGUCUCCCGGCGGAGAAGAAACAACCUUUCGGUGUUCAACCGGAGCCCAGUGACAACGCAGACAAAGGACGGAGCACCUCAGACGUUGUGGAGACGAAGGCAGCUCCUCAAACGGCGGCAACGCGAUGGUCCUGGGUGCGUUUCGACGACAGCGAAGUGCGUCCCUUUCCCUUGCCGCGCCCAAGUUCUUCAGACCUGGAUUCGUCAGCGCCCCGGUCCUCUUCUGAAGGCUCGCCUCGUUACCAAACACCUCCGGGGGGUUGCGUCGUGUCCUCGGUUGCUGCCGCUUCUGGCGCAUCGGCCUCCUCGUCUUUGUCUUGCUCUCUUCUGGCAGAGGAAGGAGAGUGGCGACGUGCAACGCCAGAAGCCGAGCGAGUGGGGGCUACCAGCAGGGCGCCGGUGGGACGCUCCUUUUCCGCUGGGCCGCUCCGGAUCUACAGCCGCACAGUCUACAUGGUCACCUACAUCAGGGCUGAUCUAACUGCAGAGGAGACAGACAUGCCGCUCCCUCGUGAGCUACAGGACUUCAUUGAUGAAGAGAAUGAACGAAUCUGCGAAGAGCAAGAAACUCUGUCCAUGCGACAGCAGACCCUCUUGGCUUACGUGCAGCAACGGCAGGCAGCGCUCCAGCAGCUUCUCCGUCACGCCUUGCCCUCAGCGUUGAAGGAGUUGGAGCAGCAGAGACUAGAACGGGUUCAGAAGGAGGCGCUGCACGGUGAGGUGGUUCGCGCACGACUUCCUUCUCCUGUGUGUGAGAGGAAUUUGGUGAAUAUCCAGCAGCGGCUGUCUCUGCUGCCGCAGCUGCGACAGCUGUCCUUCAUUCCGCGGUCCUGGUGGCAACAGUUUGUUCGUGGCAUUGACUACCCGACGAUGUCGACGUCUCUGCCGCCUUCGCUUCUCCCGAGAAGAGAUAGCAACAAUCGUAACGGGAUCUGCAUGGUUCCUCUCACCAAGGCUGAGAACGGAGACGGCAACAGGCCAGCGAGAAAGAGGAAGAAAAACAAUGCAGAGCAACGAGGCGCGGCAGGCAGCAGCCGAGAAAAGAGCGAGGACGAGCUAAGGGAAAGGGGGCGACUUGGAGCUCCAGGUGAAGAGCACGCGACGGCUGGAGAGAGUGAACUCGAGGGGAGUGCAAAUGCUGGCGCGAAGAAAGAAGCGAAAGAAGAGGAUUUGAGAGGAUUGAGCAUAUGCGAGGUUCUGGAAGGGGAGACGCGUGAAGGUAGGCAGCAAAGCCGUAGCGCCAUGAAGAGCGAGGAAGCAGCGAUAUCAGGGCAUCGACAGCAAUGGCUCCAGACAUCAGGCGGUGGACGGGACGCUUACAGCCGAGCUGCAAAUGCCCAGGAAGAGGUGAAGGCUUAUCGCCAGCUAGAGCAGUCUUAUGCCGACGGUGGAACGACGAGCGAGGAGACACGAGAAGGUCGCGAUGGCGACGCCACUUCGCCAGCCUGUCGCUCUGAGAAUGACAAGGAGAAGGGCGUCAUCGAUUACUCAAGCAUCCUCUGUCCCCAUUAUCGCAACGCGCUUGCGGCUUCCAUCUCAUGCUCGCCUGCCGCUGCCGGAACCGUGGUGUCGCCACAAGAUGCCUUGGUCACAUCCUCGCUUUCCAUGCCUGCUCUUCCGUUAAACGCGUCCUCUUUCCACGAAGCACACCGGCCUUGGAUCUUCAACUCCAUCAGCGAACCAGAUGAAGAGAAGCUGCUCGCAGAGCCGUCUUACCCCAUCGAGAAGCUUUUGCGUGUCACGGAUUUUUGUGGCGAGCGUGGAGUGGAUCCUCUCUCGAUUUGGACCGGGGAGGCGAAGGCUAUUCCCACUGCGCUUUUCUCGGACCUCCUUGCGGCUUCGGCCCUUCGGCCUUCCAUCCCGGAUCCGUCGUUGCUUCCGAAUCUCUGCAGCGUCUGCAGCGCGGCUCUCAGCGGCCUUGUUGACUUUUACUCUGAGCAACAUCGCUCCAUCGAAGCCAUUCUCGAGGCGCUAAAGAGACAGAAAACGAUUCCAACGGUCUGCGAGGAGACGCCGGUCUCUCCGGAGCUUGUCGAGUCCUCCUCUGCAUGCGCGAUUCCAAGUUCAACAGCGAAUCUUUCAAGUCCGCCAAAAGAAGUGACUGUCUCAUCUACGGCCAACGGCGAAGCAGAUAGAGCCGAGGGUGUGCACCUGCAGUUCGUUCACGCUGGGGGGGACGGGGACACUGCGCCUGCUCGUUCCGAGUCAAGUCAGGAAACGGAGAAGAACCAGGAAGAGACAAUCCAUGCAGAGGUUCUGCCUUCUAUCGUGGUGCCUUUACCGUCUCCUGACGACGUGCAUCUGCGGUCUUCGUCUCAAGAACCUUCUGCCUCGUCUGUCGCGCCUGGCGACCAGCAGCAAGGUGGUGAGAAAGAGGAAACCCAAGGAGGCAGACAGAUUAGCUGCGUUGCCAGCCCGUGUGGCGUAGGUGCUCUGUCGCCGAUCGUCUGCGCAGGCGUCGACGAGGUUCCCGAUUCUUCGAAGGUGGCGCCUGUCCAAGACGCGGAAGGAAACCGCCAAGUCUCUGUCUCUUCUUCCCAAAGCAGAGUUGAGGGGAGUGGUCCGGAUAGCGGCGACAACCAGCGCCUGGAGACUGAGGAGCCUUUGUCUCCUCGGAUUUUGAAUGAACACGAGACGCCUGCGACGGAUCUUCUAGGGUGCUGCAUUCCGUCUGCGUCUCUCUCUUCUUCGCCACGAGCCGCCGUCCCCGCCUUGAAUCCGUGGGUUCUCGAACAUACGGCGACGCUUCCAGAGUUUAUUUACGUCUCGCGUCGGCCCCUUCAGAGGGCGUUUUCCCUGCACUCGUGUUUCCUCACACUCUGCACGCUUCCCACAGCCUCCUCACCUGCGUCGAUUCCUUUCUCGGCGUUGCUGCCUUCUUCGUCGAGUCCUCAGUCGCGAGAGUUGAAGGUGUUGCGGGCAAAAAUGAAGCGAGAGGGAAAAGACAGCAGAGAGAAAUAUCUCUCUUGGCUUACCCUCAGCGACGUGCGUCGCGAAGUGACUCUCGGACGAAAGCUGCCACAGGGCGACUCCGAUCCAAGCAGGGGAGUGAAGCCCCCGAAGAAGGACGCCAGGAAGGAUGGCGACUGGGAGCGGGCAGAGGAGGGAAUCGAAGAGGGGGAAGCCAGCGAUGGCGACGGGACAAACGACGGAAGGAGAAGGCGAAGAAAGAAGGUCGAGGACGAGGAACAGGGCGAGGAACAGGUCUGCGGGGACGAAGACGUGGAGGAUGUCAACAUGGAUGACGAAGGGGAGGAGUCGGCUUCUUUAGGGUCUUUGUUGCAUGCAGAAGACGAGGGAAACGCGACGAAAAAAACGAGAGUCACACGCGCAAGGAAAGCCGUGUCUUCUCCCCCUGGGGCGAAUCGCAAGGCGGUGGCGCACACACUGCAUCGGGCGACAAGUCGGCCGCGCAGCGACCAUAAGCAGGAAGAGAACGAAGACUUGGAGGAGGAAGAAGGAAACACAGAGGAGGGUCAGGGGAACAGUCAGGAUGCGCACACCGGUCGCGACAAUGUCUUCGACUUCGCCUCAGAUCUCCUCUGCUGCCACCAAAAACUCCGUAUUCAAGGAGCCGUUGGAAAAAGCAACAAACUUCAGCGUUUCUUGGUAAAUAAAGUGCCGACGGCCGCGAUUUUGAACUUUCUGUAUUUCGAAAGAGAGAAGGCCGUCCUGUACCGGGAACUGGGAAUUGCGAAUCCUGUUACCUUCGACUGUUCGACGUUCGUCAGCCAAUACGCUCAGGAGUGCUCGAUCUGCCUUACGGAGCAACAGGCGGAGCAGCAACGGAGACAGGUGUGGCGGGACAAAAGGAACGAAGAGUCAAAGGCCUUGGGGCAGAUCAUUGGAAAGCGAUGGCGGCUGAGGAAGGAAACGGGGCCGGCCAGCAGACUGGCUACGCCCCUGCCGAAGAAGGGCCGGUUCUUUUUUGUCAGCACAGAGUGGCGGCACCAGUGGCUCUCCUACGUUGCUUCGGGGUGCGAGACAGAGGGUGUCACGAGUAAACCUCCUCCACUGCUCAAUUCUUCGCUGCUCUGCGACUGCCCGACUCGUGGCCUCAAGGUCGACCCGACAGACACGCUUCUUUCUCCAACCUUUUUGGCGGAUCCUCCGGAGAGUGAAACCGACACUUACAUCCUCGUUCACGAAGACGACGUUGACUUGCUGGAGCGGUUCGGCCUGACGGGUUUCAAGACGGCAGAGAACCUGUCGAUGUGUGUGGAGGUCAAGCAUAUUCCUGGGGAGAUUGCGAGCUCGUUGCUGCCUCCGUCGUCUUCCCCGUCUUCAAGGCUGGCUGCGUCGCCCUGCUUUGCCGGCCCGGUCCCUGCCUUUUUCUUCCCCUCUCUCGCCCCGUGCUCUGCAUGCGUCCGUACCCACCGCAUCGAGCAAGGCUUCUACGAUUUCCCUCCAGUAGACCUCUCGUUCCACCUUCGUCAGAACAGAUGGAAUGGAGACGCCCCGGAGGUGAAGAGCGAACCGGAGACCGUGCGCGAGGCUGGGCCAGGGCGAGGCAGGGGCAACACAGGAAACGGCGGUCGAAGACAAGCGAGUAGUCGCGUGCUCGGGCAGAAGAAAAUUACCGUUCGUGUCAGUGGCGAAACAGAGAUUGCGUCGCUCCUGGCGCAUGUCGUCGCGAGCAUGACGGAGGCAGAGGAGACGAAAGAAACGACAGUAUACCUGGAAGGGCCGCCUCGGCAUGUCUUCUACUUCUCUCCAAAGUCUUCGUGUCUCUCCGUGUCCAUACCCGACGCGGGACCUACUGCCUCGCCUCCUAAUCGUUCUGUGUAUCCUUCGACAUCUCCGACCACCACAGAUACGCUCCCGCGCACGGCUCCAAGUCUGAUCUGUAACGCCGCUGCAGCGCAUUCACCUCCCGCCGCCCCUCGUCGUUAUUCAGGUCACCGGGAAGAGGGGAAGGACACUCAACUUCUAGGCGAUCUGUGUGACGGGCGGGCGGUUACUCGUCCCCUUUGCUUGUCGCCGUCAGGAGCAAGACAGAAGGAGCGUCACGAGAAUCGAGAAGCAUGCGACGUGCUCUGCCUGGAGCGUACUGAAAGGGCCACAACGGAAAAUGAGGCGGAGCCAAGAGGAGAACGCGAAUCACAGAGCCAAGCAGAGAUAUCCACGCGUCCUUUGGUUUCGUUUGUCGACGAGGAGGUAGGGAAGGCAGUUAAGGCGGACGCGUCCGGCACGCGUGUACGGCUGCCCGAAGAAACAUACACAGGGAGCGAGCACAGCGGGAUUACCCUGCGCGCUGUUUCUCUUCCCCAUUCGUGCUGUCUCUCGCUGGAGGUGGAAAUGAAGACACAUCUCCGCGAUCUCCUUCUGUAUGUCAAUGAGGCUUGGCAGGUGUCCUACGAAUUCCAGGAGAGCAGACAGCUGGACGAGGUGAGGCGGGAGAAGGCAGUGAGAAAGGAAGCAGAGGCGGCGACAGAGGACGAGGCGGCACUCGUCUCCGUCGCCCUGCAGGAGGGGGGCUUUUUGGAGGCCGAGGAGGGAACGCGUCGAAGACAGGCUGAUCGCGAAGCGACAGAGAGAGUGUUGGAAAUCCAAGAUUCUGAAAAAGAAGAUGACGGCGGAUCCGCGGGGGAGGCGUCGCAGGUGGAAGAGUGUGUUGAGGUUCAAGAUGCAUCGACGAGCGCUGAGAAGCUGGCACGCAAGCCGCUUUCACCACUGCCGGGAGACUCUCUUGUCAGAAACAAACGAGAGAGAUCAGAGGAACCCGAACCCGUUGACGUCCUGACGGACGGUGAGGAGCAAGAAGAGCUAGCACAGUCAGACCAGAAGAAAAGUCGUUUUGCCACAACUCACCCCACCAGUCAGGGACUCUGCUCGCUUCUGCGGGGAGAUGGCAAGUGCGACAACGGGACAGAAAACAGGAGAAAGACAGCAGGAAGAAACAUGCCAGCCCGCAGGAGCGACAACUUGACUCAAGAACGUGAGCUGCGGAGACCCCAGGACACACGCGCCGGGCGAAACCAGAGGGGCAACAGGCAGCACGCUUCGUUACUUGAAGACCCUGGUCCGAAAACAGGAGUCCCGGGACAGCCGGAUACCACCGGAUGCUUUAUACAUCAGCAGCUUCACAGCUCGACUGGAAAUAUGAGGCAGGACCGUACACCAACAGAGACUAUCGUGCUCCUUGAUGAUGACGAGGAUGAUCGAGCAGCACCGUCUCGCUGA